This is a messenger RNA of Mucor velutinosus, 1443 nucleotides long. RefSeq lists its product as uncharacterized. NCBI's taxonomy places the organism in Eukaryota, Fungi, Mucoromycota, Mucoromycetes, Mucorales, Mucoraceae. Gene Ontology annotation, cellular component: plasma membrane. Bases 1 to 1443 code for a protein of 480 amino acids. The transcript is spliced from 4 exons. Gene Ontology annotation, biological process: transmembrane transport. Gene Ontology annotation, molecular function: transmembrane transporter activity. The record is from RefSeq and is a predicted model, not a curated record.
AUGACAUACUGGAGCACUCUACUCAAACUAAGGAUACCUGUCAAGGAGGACCCUCGUUUACUGCCUGCAUGGCGAAAACGAUUACUGCUUGGCCUUGUUUGCUUCAUUGCUAUUAUUCCUGGAUUCUGCUCUACAAUUUAUCUCCCAGCAUUGGAAGAAAUUACAGUGGAAUUAGAUAGUCCUACCAUCAUGGUGACUUUGAGUAACUCACUGUACAUGCUGUUUAUGGGCAUUGCUCCCAUCUUUUAUAGUAGCAUCAGCGAUCAUUGGAAGAUUCGCAGAUCAGUGUAUUUCUUCUCCAUCAUCAUAUACACUGUGGGAUCUUUGGCUGCAGUGUUUGCCAACGAUAUCAAUGUGCUGUUGGGCAUGAGAAUUCUUCAAGCUGUAGGCAUUUCGUCUGCUUGGGCCAUCGGUGCAGGAUCUGUAGCUGAUAUUUACGAUGUUCAUGAGCGGGGAAAUGCACUGGGCAUAUACUUUACAGGUCAGUUCGCAGGCCCUCUAUUUGGACCAAUAUUUGGUGGUUAUCUCGUUGAACGAUGGGGAUGGCGAUCCGUCUUUUGGCUGCUAUUUGUGUUUGGAUGCAUCUUGCUUGCAUUGGUUGUUUUUACCAUGGAAGAAACCUAUCGUGAGGAGAGCAUCUGGGGCAAGGAGAGCAAGGCUGUUCUUGAUAGCAAGAAUGAGGACGUCGACAACGAAAAGCAGCCUCCUCUUGUAGCUGAAAAUGAGCAGCAGCAAGCAGACAUCUCAGAGCAAAAUACAAUGGCAGAGGCCAAGAUGAUGAACCCAUUUGCCUCGCUUGCAUUGCUCCGCCAUCCCUUUGUGUUGGUAUUCUCCAUGGCGACUGGGUUUGCAUUUGGCGGUAUGUUUGCUAUUGAAAACAUGCUUCCAGAGCUCUAUACAUCUGUCUAUGGCUUAAGCAGUGGCAUCAUCGGUUUGACAUUCAUCUCGCCUGGUCUAGGUGAAGUGUUUGGCUCCCUGUUUUCUGGCAAAUUAUCAGAUUACUUUUUAAAUCGAGCUAAAGUAAAACGUGGAGGUGAUGCUAUCCCGGAGGACCGUCUUGCACCCAAUGUCUGGCCAGCAGCUUUCAUCCUGAAUCCAAUGUCGUUCUUUUUAUGGGGUUGGCCUGUUCAAUUGGGAUGGAGUGUCUGGGUGUCCAUCAUCAUGUUUGGUGUGCAGUGUUUUGCCAUGGUGCAAGUGUUCAAUCCAGCCAUGUCCUAUCUCGUAGACGCCGUGUCAGAUAGAGGGGCCAGUGUCACAGCAGCAGCCAACCUUGUGCGUAUGAUCUGGUCCUGUGUACUUAGUCUGAUUGCAAAUCCAAUGACACGGGCAGUUGGACCAGGUUGGGUUACUUUCUUUUUUGGUAUGCUCAACUUUUGUUGGGCAUUUUUGCUACUACUGAUGAAAAUCAAGGGCCCACAGAUUCGUGCCUGGUCUGGAUACUAG